AUGUCUAUCCUCGCCGAACCCCUUUCAGCCUCGGAGGUUGAAGAGGAGACCCCGCGCUUAGAUGUGGAAGAAGAAAAGUGUCGACUUACAUGCUCUUUCCAGUCAUAUUCUCCUCCUUUACUAGAGACUACGCUUGAAACCGGGGCGACUUACCCAUGGACGAGGCAGCGAAGACGUUUGUUCGUCGCUCUGGGACAAUACGUCAUGGGACCAGACCUCAGGCGGCUCAUCAUCGAUAUUGGGAACGGUGAAAACAGCAAGUAUGAGCGUGCCGCCCUCAAGUGCGCCGAGAUCCUUUCAACCUACCUCACCAUGAGACCAGCCAUAUUACGGGACUUGGAACGCUUGUAUGAGCUGCAUCAUGCCUUCAAAAUGCAGCUCGAAAAAACCACAAGAUUCGAUUUAUACGAAGCGUUCAUCCGGUCAUUUGACGUUCUCGCGGAAGACAUCACCAUUCUGCGGAAAAAUCACCCUGCUGAUGGAUUCUGGACUGAAGGCAUCGAAGCGUUGCAAAAGUCGAUGCAUUCAUCUCAAAGACGUAAAGAAAAUCACAAGAAGUCAAUGACCAUGGAUGAUCUUAUUGCCAAGCCAGUGCAACGAGUGUGCAAAUAUCGACUACUUUUGAGCGAACUGCUUAAAACGAUUCCUCAGGCCAGCUACCCCUGGGCAUACUCGGAGAUCGAAAAAAUCUUAGACAAAAACGUACAGGCCGUAGAGCGUAUCAAUACCGUCGUUGGGGAUCCCAAUUUACGUAUACGGAUCGGAAAGACUGUCUCUUUACAUGAGCGACUCAAUUAUGAUGGCCAGACUGUUCUCGAAAAUGUUUACCAAGAACUAGGACCGCUGAUUCUUUGUGGAGUCCUUCAUGUGGUAUACCACCACUCCUUGAUGGGCAUAACUGGACAGUAUCUAGUAUGCAUAUUAUUCCCGGGUUACUUCGUUAUAGCAAAGCCUAGAAGUGAUACCCGUAAAAUUACUCUCGUUGCAUCUAUCUACCUGUCUGAUAUGACGGUUGACACUCCGCUGAAUGGACAAGGAAUUGCCUGUCCUGAUACACCAUUCUCUUGGAAAGUUAUUUUUCAGCAUGACCAAAAACGUUAUGAACUUAUCUUUAGCGGCUCCUCGGUAUUAGAGGAGCGAGGUUGGAAAACAGAGAUUUUGAGAGCAUCCAUGAUGCCACCAAAUGAAGUGCCGACUAUAUCUUUAGAGCCACGAAGGUUUUCAUUUGCAUCCAUUCCUCUGAAGCCUCUUGAAUCUGACGGCCGGCCAUUGCGCAUCAAGCGACGAGUGUCUAUACAAACCCUGUCCUCGGGCUUGCCUCUUCAGCAGGAGCAAGAAGUAGUUAUCAUCAAAAAGACUCACAACCCCCUUCACGAUAACGAAGUUCGGCUUCUUCACGAAGCACAACUAACGCGUUCUCGCUCUGUUGCAAAACAAAGCGUCUGUACUCCAAUUAUUCUAAUGACUGCAAGAUUGAGUCGAGUCAAGCUAGAACGCAGUAUUGCUGAUAUUUUCAGCGACGAGAUUCUUCCGUAUCCAGGAAUGACGCUGGGCCGGAGUGACUACCUACAAAGUCAAGCGAUGAUGCGUAGGUCCGUAAUACGAGGAUUGUCGCUUCGGGGUGUUUUUGGUAACAGGCGGUCUGCCUCCCUUGGUAAAGCUACUUCUUCGCUGUCCGUUGAAAGCAGCUUAGAGACACAAAAGCAGGAGGGGCAAGACAAGAACGCAUAUUUAGGAGUCAAGGAGGCGGGGAUAGUCGGCGCAGCCCAAGGAACGCCUGAAAAGGCGUCUGACUCGAAAGAUAUCGUUGAUGAUUAUCUGCACGACACGCCUACCAAGACCGCUUUGCACUCGAUUCGACAGAGAAAGGCCAGAGCAGUUUCUGAUAACGUUACGGACGAAACUGGCGGGACAAAGCCCAAAAGCAAGCCACGGGUCGUGUGGAAGCGGCUGUCUCUGUCUAUACUUGGCUUCUUCGAUACGACGAACAACUAUGAUUGA
This is a messenger RNA of Talaromyces atroroseus, 2001 nucleotides long. RefSeq lists its product as hypothetical. The transcript has 7 exons. Gene Ontology annotation, molecular function: guanyl-nucleotide exchange factor activity. NCBI's taxonomy places the organism in Eukaryota, Fungi, Ascomycota, Eurotiomycetes, Eurotiales, Trichocomaceae. Gene Ontology annotation, cellular component: cytoplasm. The coding region runs from base 1 to 2001 and encodes 666 amino acids. The record is from RefSeq and is a predicted model, not a curated record. Gene Ontology annotation, biological process: regulation of GTPase activity.